Molecule: messenger RNA, 954 nt
Organism: Helianthus annuus (common sunflower)
Lineage: Eukaryota; Viridiplantae; Streptophyta; Magnoliopsida; Asterales; Asteraceae
Product: ATP synthase subunit delta', mitochondrial
Exons: 2
Coding region: 172-804 (210 amino acids)
Biological process (GO): proton motive force-driven ATP synthesis
Molecular function (GO): proton-transporting ATP synthase activity, rotational mechanism
Source: RefSeq, a predicted model, not a curated record
UCGGAAUACUAUUUGGAGUUAAAAAUGGAAGGAGGGUUUAAGCUUGGUUAACAUUGUCUAUAAAAAUAAAGGGAAAAAAAUGUUACCCUAAAAUAACCCUUGAUCCCCAAAGUGCCCCCUUUCCCAUUUCUCCCAACCCUCUCUUCCUUCUCCCGAUCUCCAAUCGCCACCAUGUUCCGGCAAGUAGCUCACCGCCUCCUCACCCGAUCCACCACCACCACCUACUCCAUCUUCCCCGCUACCACCACCCUCCGCCCUUUCUCCACCGAGGUAUCCACCGAUGCCUCCUCCGGCGACUCCGCUUUCAUCGACGCCUGGAAGAAGGUUGCCCCCAACAUCGAUCCACCAAAGACUCCGAGCCAGUAUAUGGAGCCCCGUCCCCCCACUCCUUCCUCUCUUCCCUCCAAACUCACCGUCAAUUUCGUUCUCCCCUACGCCGCCGAACUCUCCAAAGCAGAGGUUGACAUGGUGAUAGUUCCAGCAACAACGGGCCAGAUGGGUAUUUUACCAGGACACGUACCAACAAUCGCAGAGCUCAAACCAGGCCUCCUUUCGGUCCACGAAGGUAACGACGUGAAGAAAUACUUUAUAAGCAGCGGCUUUGCUUUUGUGCACUCAAACUCUUACGCAGACAUAUUGGCUGUUGAGGCGGUUCCCCUUGACCGAAUUGACCCGGCCCAAGUACAAAAGGGUUUAAGUGAGUUCACUCAGAAGCUGAACUCAGCAUCAUCUGAUUUGGACAAAGCUGAAGCCCAGAUCGGAGUUGAUGUUCACAGCGCUCUCAACUCUGCUCUUACUGGUUAAGAGUUUUGUCGUCAUUUAUUUUUGUUUAUUUUUGACUCAAAAAUAAGAGUUUUCUCUUAAUUUCUUUAUGCAAAUUGGGAAAACUUUGGUGGAAUGUUUGGGUGUGUUCAUUCUGAAUUAAAAAUAUAAUUUGUCAUGUUUGACAUCAAA